Messenger RNA from Oryzias latipes (Japanese medaka), 2720 nucleotides. RefSeq names its product protein eva-1 homolog C. Lineage: Eukaryota; Metazoa; Chordata; Actinopteri; Beloniformes; Adrianichthyidae. The record is from RefSeq and is a predicted model, not a curated record. Gene Ontology annotation, molecular function: carbohydrate binding.
GGGAGCUCUCUACCAACACAACAUCUAUUAUAACACAACCUUGGGUUUGUGACUUGAUAUUCACAAUGCCUGUUACUUGGAGUUUCUGCUGUUCUUUCUGUUUAUGUUCUCUUCUUCUGGGACUAAGGUUAUCUCCUGCACUUUCUGCACCUGACUUCUCUUCGUAUCUCCAGAGUAUCCUGAAGAACCACACGGCUCACGCUUGUGAAGGAGAAAUGUUCAGCAUCGAAUGCCCCUCCAGGACGUCUGUGGCCAUUCUCUCAGCCUUCUAUGGACGCCGUGUUCCUUACAAGCAUUUAUGCCCUGCUGCAAAUGCAAACAUCACUGAAGACGACGACACGGAGUGCAUAUCCUCUGUUGCCAUGGAGAAGGUGUUGUCAGAAUGUCAGGACCAGCAGUCAUGUCACCUCCAGGUUCUCAGUCCAGUGUUUGGACUGGACCCCUGUCCCCUCACCACCAAGUACCUCCUAGUGUACUACAAGUGCAGACCAGAGCAUCAUCGCAUCAGACUUGUGUGUGAAAAUGAGCGAAUGAGGCUGACGUGUAAAAAUGAGACUGUCCUCGCCAUCUACUCUGCCACGUUUGGACACCUGCUGCACGGCAGUCCAAACUGUCCUCAGGAACCAGGGCCUCAGACGGACAUGGAGUGUUUGUCACCCGUGGCUCUGAGGAGAGUGUCCCGCAGGUGUCAUGGCAGAGCAAACUGUUCAGUGCUGGCAGACACUAAAACCUUUGGGGACCCUUGCUUUCCUGGCACCCGCAAACACUUGCGGGUAUCCUUCACAUGUGUGCCUAAAUAUCUCCUUGAAGACGUUGGCCGAGGGUCGACGGAUCCUUUUAUGAUCUCGGAUUACACUCACGGUGGAUGGUACACUGGCCCCACCUACAGGCCUCAAAACAAACUGUUAACCGACUCUUUGGAGAUCUUUGAAAAAUUAUUGGAUCUACCUGAGCGGGUGGCUCUCUACUUCGUCUCUGGCAUUUGUGCAGGGCUCAUGUUCCUCCUCUGCCUGUUUUGUCUUCACUCCACACUCGUCAGAGAUGUUAAAGAUCUGGCUUCUGACCUUAAGCACGAACUGAAAGCGUCCCGUAGGAGACGCAAGGAGCUCAUGGACAACCUGUUUGAUGACGAAAUCUCUGACACGUCAUCCUUCCGUCGCCUCACAAAGUCCUACCGGGCGGCAGACAUCUUCAGCCUGUCAGCAGUAACUGCAGAACCCGUAGAACGUCAGGCUGAGAGAAACUUGGAAAAUGGGGACAUCUGGCCACACCUGGACUCCAGCCCCUAUGCCAUUCAUAUGAUCACAUCCUAUAACAACUAAGUCAGUGUUUGGCCUCUGCUUUGAAAUGCUUCUUUAAAGUUUAACCUUAAAUGAGCUUAGUUAAUGCUGACAUGAUUCUGCAAGACUUGAGAGCUACUGUAAGAACUAAGUCUAGAACCUAAAGCUAGUGAGGUGAUUAAUGCCAGAUGGACUUGGCUGAUGCGCAAAGCGCCAAAAUAAAAAGCAAAAUGUAUAAUAGACAUCAAAGAUGACAUAGCAACACCUAAAGGCCAAAUUGCUUACAAUGGCUCCUACACCUACUUCCAGCAUGCCAGCUGUGCCGAGUUCAUCUGACCCCCAGGACAACUCCUUUGGUUGCUGUGACUGCUCUGGUUUCUUCCCCAGGCAAUGGCUGCUGGCCCCUGGACUCAGGAACUCAAGAUACUGGAGCUGCAAACCUGACGCAUGGUGGAUCUCGCAGCCUAUUGAACGAUCAAACAGCGCCCCCACACUGCACGUUGGGGGCACUAACAAAUACAAAAGGUUUAUUAGUGGUGCCAAGAGACAGCUGUGCACAGAGUAGGCCCUCAGAAUAAGAAAUGCUAUGAUUGACUCUGCUUGCUUUCUUUAUAACAGUCUUUAUUAAAAAUCAUAGUCAUAAUUAAAAAGAAAAUAUUAGUAAAAACAGCUGAACUCACCUGACCCAUUCUAAAAAUUGUGCUCGCUUUUUAAAUGGGUCUCAAUUGUGUUGAAGGGUUAAAUUUAAAGCAUAUAUGAUCAUAAAAAUACAUAAAUAUCCAAACUGAUUUAAACCAGUUCCUGGUUUAAAUGCACAUACAAUAUAUUCUUCUUCCUUCCUUUGUAGAGAGGCUCAGACCUUAAAAUCUGUUAGAUUGAUCUGAUGGGAUGAGUGCUGUAAAGGUUGACCUGCUUCAUUUUUUGGUGGUUUUGAAAGGAGUUGGCUUUACCGGGCUCUAAUAUGUGGCACAUUUAGAGGUUUUGCAUGUCAGCAACAUUUUGCUGUAAAACUUUGUCAACGGUCAAUGAAGGAAAAUAAAAAAUGUGCCUUUUACCCGUUACAGGAAACAAACUCUAACAUGUAAGAUUUAUGCAGGUUGAUCAAAAUGGGUCAAACAACCGUUUUGAACAAAUCCUUCUGGGAAUUAAAGUUUGAUAAAUAUAAAAGACAUCUGUGAGGCAGUUUUUGUGAGGCAUCAGUUCUGUACAAAAUGAUUAACAUUGUGGGCUGCUUCAGAUUGAAUUUAAAGCAAUCUGAGCUGAGUAGUUUGUUUCCUAUCACUGUGUUGAGAUCACAUUUGUUCUAAAGUAAUUUGUUCUAAAGAAAUGAUAACAUAACUGUACACUACUAAACUGUAUGUAAAAUAAAUUGAGUACAAACAUAUUUAAUAUGUACUGAAGUGUAGAAGCGUCUUGCAUUCUAUUAAAAAAACAAGUGAU